AUGAGCCAAGGCAUAAGCAAAAGCAUAACUGGGAUAAGCAAAAGGAUUAGACAACCUUUAGUAUGGGUUGAUUGUGAAAUGACAGGGUUGGAUCAUUUGAAAGACCGAAUCAUGGAGAUUUGUUGUGUAAUUACAGAUGGAUGUAGUUUGAAACCUCUUGCUAUCCAUGAGACUACACUAAAGAUGAGCACCAAAGAGAUUGAUGGGAUGGGUGAGUGGUGUUUAAGACAGCACGGUGCCAGCGGGCUUACCCAUCGGUGUCUUGAGUCUACUAUUACAUUGGAACAAGGUCAGAGAGAAUUGACCGAAUUUAUUCGGAGAUGGAUUCCUCAAAAAAAGAUGGGUGUAUUGAGUGGGAACUCAGUGCAUAUGGACCGGUUAUUCUUAUUGAGAGAAUAUCCUGCGUUCAUAAACCAUUUACAUUAUAGGAUAGUGGACGUGAGUUCGAUCUUUGAAGUAUGUCGCCGCAGUAAUCCGAAAUUGCUAAGUCAAAUGCCUGAGAAAGUUAAGGCACAUACAGCCAGAUCGGAUAUUUUGGAGAGUAUUUUACAAUUGCAAUGGUUUGAAAAGGCAUAUUUGCAAGUGGAUCCAGAGUUUCAAAAAGAACAGGAGCAAGUGAAUAUUAGAGACGAACUGGAAAAAGUUUAUCAAGAGGCAACUUUGAUUAAUCCGUUCACCAGGAGCUCGAUUGCAAAAACCGAAGAGGCAUGA
Molecule: messenger RNA, 711 nt
Organism: Henningerozyma blattae CBS 6284
Lineage: Eukaryota; Fungi; Ascomycota; Saccharomycetes; Saccharomycetales; Saccharomycetaceae
Gene: REX2
Product: Rex2p
Exons: 1
Coding region: 1-711 (236 amino acids)
Cellular component (GO): mitochondrion
Molecular function (GO): nucleic acid binding; 3'-5'-RNA exonuclease activity
Source: RefSeq, a predicted model, not a curated record